Molecule: messenger RNA, 1508 nt
Organism: Glossina fuscipes
Lineage: Eukaryota; Metazoa; Arthropoda; Insecta; Diptera; Glossinidae
Gene: La
Product: la protein homolog
Exons: 3
Coding region: 94-1290 (398 amino acids)
Biological process (GO): RNA processing; positive regulation of translation
Cellular component (GO): cytosol; nucleus; cytoplasmic stress granule
Molecular function (GO): RNA binding
Source: RefSeq, a predicted model, not a curated record
UGUUUUUCAUUCGGCAAAUUUACAAAUUUACGAAUCGAAUUUAAUAAUAUAAUUUAUUACUGCCCUGUAAUUAACUUUUAUAUUUGUAAAAAUAUGGCCGAGGAAGUAGAAAAGUCUGCGGAGGAAAUAACUAAAAAUGGCGAGAAAGCGGAUGAAGAAGAAAACACCACUAAUGGUACAUCAAAACCCGCGGCGGUGCUUGUCGUUGCAGAGGAAGAAAACGAAGAUCCAAAAGAAGUGACUGACAAUCUAGUAGAAAUUGGGAAACUGGAUAAAAAUAUAAUACGUCAAGUUGAAUAUUACUUUGGUGACAACAAUUUAUCUCGUGACAAAUUUCUCAUUGAUCAAAUUUCUAAAGAUGAGGAAGGCUGGGUUCCGUUGAGUGUCCUACUGACUUUUAAACGUUUGACCGCUUUAUCAAAGGAUCCUGUUGUAAUCGCAAAUGCUAUGAUGAAGUCGGAUGAAGGAUUAGUCGAAGUGAGUGAAGACAAAACUCAACUUCGUCGUCAUCCCGAACGACCGAUACCAGAACGCAAUGAGGAACGUCGCAAAGAAUUAAUGACACGUACCGCAUACGUUAAGGGUUUUCCAGUGGAUUCGGAUAUGAACACUUUAAUAGAUUAUUUUAAUGCUUAUGAAAAGGUUGCACACAUAUACAUGCGUAAAUAUGUGGACAAACCAACCAAACAGUAUAAGUUCAAGGGGAGCGUUUUCGUUACUUUUGAGACGAAAGAACAAGCAGAAAAUUUUAUAGAAAAGGCUGAGGCUACAUACAAUAACAAUAAGUUAAUCUGCAAGUGGCAGGAAAAAUAUUUGGCCGAUAAGCGGGAAGAGCACAAAGCUAAAAAUAAAAAAAAGGAGAAAAAGGCUAUGGAGAAGGAAGAGAAGGGGGGCGAAAAAAUCGUAUUGCCAAAGGGAGCCAUAGUGUAUUUUGAAGGUGCCUCCGAGGAUGUUACCCGUGAAGAUAUACGCGAAGCUGUAGAAAAGCUAGGAGACUGGGAAAUAGCUUACAUUGAAUUUAGUAAGGGCGAAAAAAGUGGCAAUAUUCGUUUCAGUGGAGAGGGUAUAGCAGAAAAAUUUUUGGAAAAACUUGAAGACAAAAAGAUAAAAAUAAAGGACGCGGAACUUGAGCUACGCGCCUUAAGUGAGGACGAAGAGAAGAUUUAUUUGGCCAAAGCGGUGGAAGCUAUGAAAAAUCGACGUCAACUGAAUCAGAAAAACCGUAAACGCCGAUCCGGUGGGCAUCACGAUCGGAAUGAUGAGAAGAAACAAAAGAAAACUAACGAAUAGGGUUUAAAUUCUCAUCUUUUCAUCUGACAUUUCCCUAAUUUUAAAACAUUUUUAAUUUAGAUGUAUGCGUAAUCAUUACAUACAUAAACAUUAACUUAGUUUUGAUCGAUGUAUAUACGAGGCUCUCAAGUGCAACGUGUUAUUUUUAAAGUUGUGUACGAGUCACUAUUUUUUUGUGUUACUUGUGUUAAUAAAUGAAGUGCGAAUUUUUGGAUAAA